Messenger RNA from Mucor velutinosus, 1602 nucleotides. RefSeq names its product ATP-binding cassette, regulator of translational elongation (gene GCN20). NCBI's taxonomy places the organism in Eukaryota, Fungi, Mucoromycota, Mucoromycetes, Mucorales, Mucoraceae. The record is from RefSeq and is a predicted model, not a curated record. The transcript is spliced from 4 exons. Bases 1 to 1602 code for a protein of 533 amino acids.
AUGCGUAUCAAGAUAUCCACAGCAUCGCCUCUACCAAAGCAUCAAUGUUGGUUUCCCAUAAGCGAGAAGCUAGAAAAGCAAUCCAUCCAUCAACUCGCCAAAAAGAUGGUGGAUCAAUUUAAAUUUUCGACUGAAGCCAUCAACCUGAAACUGUCAAUGGAUGGUUUUGAACUCUUGCCACAAAGCAUCACCAAAGAUCUAUUGCGUGACGGUGAUCUCGUCAUAUUAAAAGGUGAUCACGUCAAAAAGCCAACUGCUGUCAAAAAGCGAAAAUCACCUGUAUCACCAACAGAACCCGAAAAAGACGAUGCAUUGGGUACACGUCCUGUAAAGAAGACAAAAAAGUCCAAAUCAAGCACCACACCUACCACCAGCAAAACUGACGCUGCUAAAGACAAAGCCAAGAAGGUAAAGACAGUAAAGAAGAAGGGCACGGACAAGACAUUAGACAAGAAGAAGGAUCAAAAGGAGGCCAAGACAGAGAGCAAGAAAGAUUCAAUAUCCACAACAGACCCAUUCACUCAUCCCACUACAAGAGUCGCCAACAAGCAGAAGCGAAAUCCAUUCGAAGGUCUCGACAGGACAAAGAAGAGAAAUAUGCGAAAGAAGCUAAUAAAACAACGCUAUCGUAUGCUUCAGGAAGACGCUUUGGCUCCUAUCCAAAUGCUUUCAGAGCCCACCUCCAUUGUCGAGGAGCAGCAAGAGCAGCAACCAAUAGUAGAACAACAGCACGACGCCGUGCAUGAAUUGCAUGUCGAGAAUUUACAAAUUACCUUGGAUGAGCCCUCAGAGAAACUUUUAAAGAAGAACAAGAACAAAAAAAAGAACCACAUGAAAGGAUCCAAGGCAGAAAAUAGAUCUCAUGUGUAUUAUCAAGAGCAAGAGCAACCACAGCAACCACGACAGGUAGAAGAGCAACAGCAGAGCGUUAUUGAGGAGCGGAUGGUAGUAGAUAAACUACCAAGUCGAAAUAUGUACGGUCGAGCUUUCAUCACAAGCAAUGAAUCUGAACCAAAAUACAAAGGCUACCGCAUGCCCGAGAAUCAUUUACCUAUUCAUCAAAUGCCCACAUUAUUUUAUGCAAACAACCCAAGCCAUGAUAAUGCUGACGAGACAGUAUUUGAAUCCCCAGCAACAGCUCCCAUGGUAGACGUAAAUGCCACUGCACCUCUCAUCAACAACGCAGCCAUUGAUACAGAUGCCCCUGUCGAUUAUGAAAAGCUUCCAGUUGCUGAUUUCGAAUCAAAUAUACCAUCCAUUGGAGAUCAAUUGGCUAUCAAGACACUUGAAUUGACUGCCAACUAUACACCUGAAAUAUCAGAUUGGAAGCAAGUUAUUCUCACAUCAAUAGACCUUCCUAAUACCAUUACUUUUGUCUAUGUCUAUGGGUUUGGUAAAACAAGUACAAAAGGUGGCAAAUUCGACAUCAAAAAGCAUCAGAAAAAGAGAUAUGAUGAUUAUCACGAAUAUGAAGUGGAGCCACAGGAGCACGAGGAACAAGGAGAUGAACUGGAUCUGAUCAAUGAAGACGAGCAAGAGCAAGAUGAGGUUACCGUGUCCGUUCAAGAUGUAUUUGCCAUGAAAAACAUGUCAAAAAAAUAG